AUGGCAGAUGCUCCCGAGGACAUGGUCGAGAGCGUGCUUCCGACGCGCUGGAACCGAGACUUUGAAAAGAUUGCCAAUGAUCUGUGCCCGCAGCUACAGCGAUGGACACGAACACCUCAACGCGUCAUCACAUUCGAUAAAGACGAGGGCCAAUACUUUGGUGUCCGUGCCGUACCUGCGGAAUACCCCAUUGACAAAUUACCGUCCAAGACUUGGGGGAAAGGAGAUGGCUUCAUUCUCGACUUUGGUAUUCACAUGGUGGGAUAUCUCUCAAUGAGACUAGAGUCCCGAGGCUCGCACAUGGACGCCCCGUGCAGGUUGCGCCUCACAUUCGGCGAAUCUCCUUUGGACGUAACUCUCGGUAUGGAAAAUGUCAAGACAUGGAUCAGUACCAGUUGGCUUCCAGACGAAAUCAUCAAUAUCGACAUGUGCCCGGAGGAGGUCUCUCUAUCUCGACGAUACUCGUUCCGCUUCCUUCGAGUGGAAGUCAUCGACACCUCACCCAAAUAUAAGGUUACAUUUUCCGACGUCAAAUGUCAAUGUGUUAGCGCCAUCAGCCAGAACCACUCCCUGGAGGCUCCGCAGUUCAACGAUUCUCUCCUCCAGCAGAUUGACCACGUUAGCAUAUCGACACUGAGAGAUUGCAUGCAAACCGUCUUUGAGGACGGACCUCGAAGGGAUCGUCGGCUCUGGAGCGGAGAUCUUCGGCUUCAAGCACUUGCAAACUACAGCACCUUCCGGGACUUCAACCUCGUCAAGCGCUGCAUCUUCCAAUUUGCUGCCGUGGUGCGCGAAGAUGACUCUGUGCCAGCUUGCAUCUUUGAACAGCCUCAGCUCACGCCUUCGACCGACUACAUAGUUGACUACGACGCGCUAUUCGCCGCCAUUACGUACGACUACGUGGUGGCAUCGGGCGACAAAGCUGCGGGCCACAGCCUCUGGCCCACCGUCCUCGGCUGCGUGAAGCGGGCUCUCACGCAUCUUGAUGCUAUCACUCACGUGUUUGAUGAGUCCAAGGGCGAAGGAUGGAAGUUCCUUGACUGGCAGCCUGGGCUGGAACAUAGUGCAGGACUACACGGAGUCCUACUGUAUUGUCUGAAAGCAGCUAACUCCUUGGCCACGGUUCUCGGCAAGGAUGCCCCUUUUGUGGACCUCGUGGCCCAAAUGACCGAAGCAGCGAAGGUGUUCCUUUCUCCAGACAAUGUCUUCGUGUCUGGCCCCAAGGGACAGGUCAGCUUUGCGUCGGCAUCUUGGCUUGUUCUUGCAGAAGCAUAUCCUCAGGAAAUCGCUAAGGCUGCCCUGAUUAACACACUUGCACACCCCGACGCUCUCAAGCCCCUGACCCCUUACCUAUGGCACCAUGUGUGCGAUGCCCUCGCUACCGUGGGCUUGUUCGAUAAGUGUGUGGAGAUCAUGACCAGCUACUGGGGAGGUAUGGUCCGCGCCGGUGCAGACACCUUUUGGGAGUGCUACAACCCCGAAGACCCUCGGGCAAGUCCCUACGGAGAUGCUCGAAACAACAGUUUCUGUCACGCUUGGAGCUGUACACCGACGUACCUACUAAGGGGGAAGCUGAGAGAGUUUGUCGGCGUCAAGGAAACGAAACCGGUCACGAUGGGUCACUUGGACGAGUAUUGGAUCAAGUCACAGGUCGGGAGUCAGUAA
Messenger RNA from Colletotrichum acutatum, 1665 nucleotides. Its product is annotated as alpha-L-rhamnosidase. Bases 1 to 1665 code for a protein of 554 amino acids. The record is from RefSeq and is a predicted model, not a curated record. The transcript has a single exon. Gene Ontology annotation, biological process: carbohydrate metabolic process. NCBI's taxonomy places the organism in Eukaryota, Fungi, Ascomycota, Sordariomycetes, Glomerellales, Glomerellaceae.